Messenger RNA from Athalia rosae (coleseed sawfly), 3112 nucleotides. RefSeq names its product ionotropic receptor 21a (gene Ir68a). Gene Ontology annotation, cellular component: membrane. The record is from RefSeq and is a predicted model, not a curated record. The transcript is spliced from 9 exons. Gene Ontology annotation, molecular function: ligand-gated monoatomic ion channel activity. Bases 844 to 3090 code for a protein of 748 amino acids. NCBI's taxonomy places the organism in Eukaryota, Metazoa, Arthropoda, Insecta, Hymenoptera, Athaliidae.
CAAGUUAUUAUUUGCCUUAAUUUACCAAGAAUUUGAACAUCUUGCCGUGAAACUCCGAAAUCCGGUUCUAAUCUUAUGGAUUGGGGAUUAGUUUUUCGUCACGAAUUUAUUUACACUUCACCGCGUCCGGUGAUCUCAGCACUCUGAGUUGACUUUUGACUUAAAAUCACUGUAAACUCGGCUGCUGUGCGCACGUGCCUUUGCUAACAAUAACCAGAGGCGCGUUCAGUAUUGCGAAGCUUUAUCUGUCAAUAGUUUAGGUUGUUGAACCAAAAAUGAUUUCAGAUAAUCAUGGUCCAAUGUUCUGCACAGGGAUGUCACAAUUCCUCAACCAAAAGAUUUCUUCUGAAGAGAUUCCCAAGGGAUCCGGAGCGCAGGAUACUAUAGACAAGCAAUAUUCUAAAGGAAAAUUGGAAGCCAAAAAACAAUUCAUACAUUGAUGAGGUACAUUCUGGAUCACGUCAACAAUUGCAUUGAAAUGACUUCAAAAGACCGACUUCACAAAUAUAUAUACAUAUAAAUAUAUAAAUAGGGAGAGAGAAAAGUCUGGUUUAAAGAAAGUCAACAAUCUUUGUACGUACAUCAUAUGUAGCAUAAAUGAAGGAGUUGUAAAUAUUCAGAAUCAUAAAUAGAUUAUUUGACUUUCAUCAAUAAACAUGCACCCAAUCUCUGUCACUCUGCAUUGUUAUUCAUUGGGCAUACUAUUCGCAAAUGAAACUGAGCUGAACUUUGAUUCAACUAGCCUAGUUAUUUUCUGCUUGUUUCUCAACCUCAAUGGGCCAAGGGCUGAUCACUUUUGAACUUGUGAUUAUGUUUGCAUAAUUUAGGUUGCAUCCAAUUUGUAUGCUAAUAGGACUAUUGAUUAUUUAUUACAUAGAAAUGCCAACAAGAUGUCUGGCUCUAGUGAACGAAAUGACCAUUCAGAGUUUAGCGUAUUCCUCUCCAAGAUUGCUGUCCAACUUUAAGUUUUUUGCUCAUGGUAUCAUGCUCGCCAUACUAAUCUUGGCAUAUUGCACUCCUGUGUUCAAUGCGAGCUAUUUGUCACGUGAACAGAUGGUGGAAGAAGGAAAGCCUCUGAUGGCUGUAGUUGAUGCAGUUGCUAAGGGAAUCCUGCUUCGUCAUAGUUGCAUGACUUUCAUUGUUGACACAUACUAUCAUCAAAUUUUGAAUCUCAAUUGGAACAAACGGUUCAGCUAUGUAUCAACAUACAUGGUGACUCUUAGAGAAAACGAUGACUUUUUUCCACCAAAACGUCGUCACGAUGAAAUUCUCAGGGCUAGCAGAGCAACUGAUUGCAAUGCCUAUGUAAUAUUGAACACAAACGGACUGCAGGUAUCUCGAUUACUUCAAUACGGAGAAAAGGAACGUCUGAUCAAUACUCGAGGAGACUUUAUAGUACUUCACGAUGAUCGAAUAUUUAAUUCAACAUUAAACUACAUAUGGAAUAGAAUAGUGAACGUGAUUUUCAUUCGUCGUUACAAUUCUGCAAUACAACGUCCUGGAGAGAAGGACCCUCUUGAGUGGUUCGAUUUCAAUACCGUGCCAUUCCCAUAUCCAAGUGAAGGUGAUCUAGAACCACAGUACGUAGAUACUUGGUAUCGUGGCAGGCUGCGAUACAAAAACGAUCUUUAUCCUGAUAAAACUAAAAACCUCUUCUAUCAAUCGCUCAGGGUAGCUAUAUUUCCACACAUUCCAGCGAUUACGGAAUAUGUAAAGCCACUUUUCCAAGAACGCUUAGCAGAUGAUUCAGCUCCAUUUGGUAUAGAGUUUGAGUUAAUGAGAAUCCUUGCUAAGGCAAUGAACUUUCAUCCUUCACUUUACAUUCCGCCUAACUUGGAGAAUGAGAAAUGGGGGGCUGCUGGAGAGAACGAAAGCUAUACCGGUUUGUUUGGGGAAGCAGUCUCUGGCAAGACAGCGUUGUUUCUUGGAGAUCUUUACUACACUGCACAACACUUGGAAUUGUUCGACUUAUCAACCCCAUACAACACCGAAUGUCUCACCUUUCUCACACCUGAGUCAUUGACCGACAAUUCUUGGAAGAUCCUUAUCAUGCCUUUCAAGGCUUACAUGUGGCUUGCUGUCUUGUCUACUCUCUUCUUAGGAGGAUUUAUUCUGUACCGAUUUGCGCACUGUUAUAAAAAAACAAUAAGUUUAUACAAAAAAAAGGCAAUUAUUCAAAAUGAAAAUUCGGUGAAAAUUUUGAAAAAAAAUAGCAGCGCAGACGACUCGGUAGGAAGUGUGUAUUUAUUUACAGAACUGCAAAACAGUAUGCUCUAUACAUAUGGAACUCUACUCUCUGUUUCACUACCACGACUCCCAGAUGCUUGGGCACUCCGUGUAUUCAUAGGAUGGUGGUGGCUUUACAGUAUACUAGUUGCAGUAGCAUAUCGUGCUAGCAUGACCGCUAUACUUGCUAAUCCUUUGAGCAGAGUGACAAUAGAUACUCUAAGUCAAUUGGCAAGCAGCCAAAUUGCUGUUGGCGGCUGGAGUGAGGAAAUGAAAAAUUUUUUUUUGGCCUCAUUAGAUGGAGACUCUCAGAAAAUUGGAAACAAAUUUGAAAUAAUCAAAGACGAUGACCAAGCCAUUGCUCAGGUUGCUGCUGGUAAAUUUGCUUAUUAUGAAAACAAAUAUUUCCUCCGUCAUGCUCGUGCAAAACGACAAAUUGUAGAAGCAGCUCAGAAGUGGAAUGCAACUAGAUACCAUGAGACCAUAAUUGCUGACCGAAACCUACAUAUAAUGUCAGAGUGUGCUAUUCAUAUGCCUAUUUCGUUGGGGCUCGAUAGAAAUUCGCCGCUGAAGCAACGCGUAGAUGUUGUGAUACGACGUGUCACUGAAACCGGUCUAGUGCAAAAAUGGUUGAGUGAUUCAAUGCAGUGGACGGUUAAUGCGGAACGACCCCAGGAAAGCAGUUCUUCAAAGGGAUUAAUAGACCUUCGUAAGCUCUAUGGAGCAUUGGUUGCUCUUUCUGUUGGUUACACAGCUAGCUUUCUUGCACUAGCAGGUGAACUUUUUCACUGGAAAUAUAUUGUUGAACGCGAUCCAAAUUUCGAUAAGUACCAUUUGGAUGUAUACUACAAACAGUAUAAAUAAAUGUAAAUUUCAAUGUUAAAAA